AUGACUUCUAGAAACGCUUUAUCAUCAAUAAAAAAACCCCGACAUAAAGGCUUCCUUAAUACCUUAUUGUGCUGUUUUGGUGCAAAAUCUAAGCGACCAAACCCACCCAUCCAUGCUGAAGAUAGUAAGGAUGGAAAAUGUAGGAAUGGAUCCAAGGCCUUCCUUCCUCAAGGUAAACACCUCCUCCCACAGGUAAAACAUCAAGAUGCUCACAAGUUGUGCCUGGUCAUCGAUCUUGAUGAAACUCUUGUUCAUAGUUCAUUUAAGCCCAUUAGUAAUGCCGAUUUUAUAGUUCCUGUGGAAAUUGAUGGAGUAAUUCAUCAGGUAUAUGUUCUUAAGAGGCCUUAUGUAGACGAAUUUCUCCAGAAAAUGGGUGAAAUGUAUGAAUGUGUUCUCUUUACAGCUAGCCUUGCUAAGUACGCUGAUCCAGUCGCCGAUCUCUUGGAUAAAUGGGGUGUUUUUCGUUCUCGCCUAUUUAGAGAAUCAUGUGUUUUUUAUCGUGGAAAUUAUGUCAAGGAUCUUGGUAGGUUAGGUCGGGAUCUUCACAAAGUUAUCAUAGUAGACAAUUCUCCUGCUUCCUAUAUCUUCCAUCCAGAUAAUGCAGUGCCUGUAAAUUCAUGGUUUGAUGACAUGUCAGAUACAGAACUGCGGGAUUUAAUCCCUUUCUUCGAGCAGCUGAGUGAAAUAGAUGAUGUCUAUUCUGUGUUACGUAAUUCAAACCAUGCUGCAGGCUCACAUUCUCAGCCGAACACUGUAAAUGGCUCUCAUUUCAUAACUCCCCAUAUACAGCAUGUGAAUGGCCUAAUGCAACCAUCUUAGCAUAGCAGAAUCAUCAAGAAAUUGAAAUGCACUGUUAAACAAUGGGCCUCUGAUGACUUGCCGUGGCAACUGUUAUUGUAGAAAUUAAUUGUGUAUUUUAUUUUCGUCUUUGAAAAACCAGGUUUUUAAAAUGUCAUGCUAUGGAAAAAUGCGAGAUGUUUUAAUGCUGGUAAAAAUAUUUUAUAAUCUGUUGAUAUUUUUUUUUAUUUGUGAUUUAUAAAAUUACCUGUUUCUGCUGUCAAACAAAUCAUGCAUCAUAGUGUAAUAUUUCUAUCUUUGCCAUAAUUCGUUUGGUACUAUAUAUACAGUCUGGAAAUUUUCAUCAGUGUGUUGAACUGUUUUAUUUUUGCAUAGUAUACUUAAUUUGUUUCUUCAGUAUACUAUUUAUUCAGUCUGUGUAAGGUAUUAGAUAAUGAAUUAAUCGUUAUCAUCACAUUGCAUGAUUUGCUGAAAUGUUGUGCCUUACUUCUGUGCAGUUUAAUGUAAUAUAUGUAUAUCAGUUCUUUUCCAGAGGUAACUGCCAUAAGGAAUCUAUUUUAAAUAACUAGAAAGAAAUAAUCGAACCAAAUUUGUUUUAGAAUAUAUGAGCACAAUUAUUUUGUUUCUUAUCAACUUUUAACAUUUGUUCAUUCAUUUAAUAUUCACCGUGUGUUUCAGUUACUGAUUUUCUAGUUUAGUUUAUAUUGUUGCUUAUAGAAGCUUUUUGAUAAUUAUUCAUUGUCAUCUAAAUUUAGAAAAUGGCAGCUGCUUUUUAAAAUUUUAAAAUAUUUUAUUGCUUAUAUAAUUUAGAAACUAGCAUAAUUAACCUAUUUAAUAAUGUAUGAUUUUUUUAAUGUACCGAAAUCAUAUCUAGAAUUUCAAAAGACUGAGAUUGUUGAUUUUCUAAUAUGAAUUAUAUUUAUUUAAAAGGUGGCUUCAAUAAUAAUUAUCUGUGUCUAGAAUGCACUCUCAGGUAAACCUGAUUCUUGUAUCUUAGUCUCUUAUAACUUCUGUUUUAAUGUUGCCAUGGCAAAAAGGGUGAGAAGGUAACUUGGCCUUUAAAAAAACUGUUGGCAAAUGUUAGAAGAAGCAAAAACUGCCAAUAAAAUCAUUUGAUGAGCGAUCGUCUAAUCUGCGUUCUGCCAUAUUUUGGAACUGUGAUUUGGAAAGUGAAAUGGUUUGCAGUUGUCUCCAAGUGAUAUUGCUUUAUGUGAGGAAGGAAAUCUGGCAGUUCAUAUCAAUUAUCAUUUUCCUGUCAGUUGUUUACUGACUUUUUAAACAAAUAGCAAUACAUAUAAAAGUGGAAAACUUACAGGUUUGCCUAAAAGAAGAAAAAGUAAUGGAUAUUUGAGAGGUUUUUUUUUUUUUUUUUUGGUGAAAAUUUCGGAGCUUUGUCAUAAAUUUGUUAGUUAUAUAUUUAUAUAAUAAUGGCAUUCAAAGUAGUCAUUUUAAGGCAACAAAUUAUAUUAUUUGAAUCAUGAACGUUUUUACAAAUACAUUCAUAUCUGCAAACAACACAGUUGGUACAGCCCAAGGUAUUAAUUCUAAAAUAUUUAGAACAUAAUGCUGUUACAAUUAAAUAGAUUUUUAAUUAAACAAAAAGAAUCAUUCUGGGAAGUAGGCGUUUUGGGGCAUGUGUAAUUUGUUAAACUCUCUCUUCUCUCCCAGAACUUUUUUGUUUUGUAGCAUAUUUCUGUAUAACGCAUCCUUUCCAUUGAAGGUUUAUUUCAUUUGAAUUUGUGUAUCAGUUUGGUUAAACGACUUCAGAAUCAAACCUUGACUGUGCCUAGCGUUGUGGUGCUUUUUAAAAAUGCCUACUUUAGCCAGAAAUCAUGUUUUUACUGUUGUUGGCUUUAUUUCUCUCGUGAAUGCUGUGUAACCAUGCAUUUCAGAUUUUUUUUCGCAUGUACAGGAUAGGUUUUGCAUGAAAAUCAUCAUAUCCAGUUGUUCUGCUUUGUUGUUGAUGAUGUUCAGUUUGUGUGAUGAUUAUGUAAAACUGAAUGACUGCUUCUGUAUAUAUUUUUAAAUUGCAUUCUUGAUAUUUGUGAUGAAUUUCCUCAUGGAACAAUUUAUUCAAAUAGUUUUUGUAUAUAAAAUUGUAUGUACAAAAGAGAGUAUUAGAUCAUUAUUACAGGGGGACACAACUGCUGUAUAGGUUUUCCUCUUGUCUGUAUUUAUUGGUUAAUUUUUGCUUAUAUUUUUUAAGAAAUAUUUUUUAUUCUGUUAAAUAAUUUAUAAACAAUGGAGGCAUUCUGUUAUUUAAGUAAUUUUAGCAUUUCACAAAAAAUUAAAGUUUUUAAAAAUUUUUAAAGUGAUCUCGAAAUGUGUCGCAUAAGUCAGUGGUCUUAAACUGGCAGUCCCCAAAGCAAUUUUAUGCAACCUGCGAAUGCAUUUCUUGUAAAUUAAAUAAAUUGUCAAUUUUAAGAAACAGUUUAGGAUGUUAAUGGUGUAGAGUCCAGUUUUACAUUAUUUUUGUUACCAAAAAUGCACAUGAGUAAACUCUGUAGAAAAUCUAGAAAUUCAUUAAUUUAGACUGUGAUAUGAAUAUUAUACAGAGCUUUGAAGAUACAAAUUUGAUUAACUGUUAUUAGUACUUAUCAAAUGCUAAAUAAUUCCCAGUUACGAAUUUUUGCAAUAAAAAUAAUUGCUUUGUUUGGGAAUACAUUUAAAGUUUUUUUUUAUGGAUGAAAAUUAAUAAAUUCAUGAAAAGAAUGAUGAGUAUUAACAGUUUGUGUUGGAGAUACUUUCUGGUAAUUUUUCUCCAACAUAACAAAUUUUAUGAAAAUCGAAACACUGUGAGGUGUUGCUGCUGAAGGGUAUAGUAAGAAACAAAUAAGUUACAUACAAAUGUUAUUUUCCCUGUGUGUGUCAGAGAAAAAUCCAAUAAAUAAAAGAAAGAGAAUAUGUUUCGUUAUUUAUUCUCAAGUUUUGUUCCUCUUCAGAAGUUUUCAUAUAUUUCUUUUUAGGCUUAUUAAAGGUAAUUUACUUCAUGGUUACUUCAAUGCAUUACAAUUAUUUAAAUAAGUGUAAGUCUAAAAACCGUAACAGUUAGCUGUUAAAAUGUUUGAUUUGCAUCAUUUUAUAUGUAGUAGAAAUUAUUUUUAAUUUAACUAACAAAUUUUGUUUUCUUAACAAAAAAGGUGGGGAAGGGCCCAUCAGUUAUUUUCAGAUAUUUCGCACUCGCAAUUUGAAUUUGAGACCACUGCCUUAAAUAACAAAUAAAUCCCCUUAAAAGUGUGAAUGUUGUCAUCAAGUAUGUAAAAAUUAAGUAAUAUUUUUCAGCAAGAAAAUCCCUGUGCAGUUUGUUUGUUAUAAUUUGUGAAUUUAAGUUAAUUUGUCUUUGCUUUGUGAUUGUGUUUUAAUGAAAUUAUUUUAUUACAUUUCUAAAAAUGGCUGUGAAAAGUCUAUUUUUAAUAUUUGCACCAUGAGAAAAUUCUGAACACAAAUUUCAAGUUGUACUUGAUAUUGUUAUGUAUAUAGAUCAUGAGACCAAUUUGUUAUAUUGGGCUCAUCAGGCUUACUCUAGAGUUCUUAGGUUAUUUCUCACAGAAAGUAAGUUAAUAACACAAACAAAAAGAUAAAAAUAAAUUUUUAUACUAUGUACAGUGGCCUUAUGUGCUCCACACUUUUUUGUACAAAGACUUGACUUGAACACUGAAAAUCACCAUAGUGUCAAAUAGUAGCUGUUUGCUUUAAAUUUUAUUUUUUCAUUUUAUAUGUAAUAGAACAUAGUAUUAAACUUGUAAAUGAAAUUAAAUAAAAAUGAAAGUGGGAAAAAAUUUUUCUUGGUAAAAUAUAACAUUGUUUUCUUUGCCAGGAGACUUUUAUGUUAUUAAAUUAAUGUACUUUUUAUUUUAUAUGUAUGUAUGUAAACAUGGGAAAGUUUUAUUUAUAUUUGAAUUUUAAAUGCAAUGAAUGUUAAAUUUAAAUUGGUAUUUGUGUUGAAUUGUAAAUUCUAUGGACAUAUUAGGCAUGUACAUUGCACUUUUUCAUUUACAUGUGCUUUCUCUUGCACAGUAGGUUCUCUUAGAAGAUAAGAGAAUGUAUUGCUGUGUGAUGAAGUAAGUAUAUCAAGGUCCAGAAUGUCAGCAUAUUUAUAAGUUGCAGUAAAUUUUAGUCAAAAAUUGUUCACUUUUGCUAGCAUCAUAUUUUCAAGAAAAUUUUCUUUUCUUCUCAAAAUAAAGCAUAAAUUCUUGUAUAAAUGUUGAUGAUGUGAUAUGUUCUAUCCCCCCCUUUUUUUUUUAAAGAAUGGCUUUCAUGUUUCUUUUAAGUGAGUUGGUUUCACAUUACAAAUUAUUGUAUAUGUGAUUACGAAUGCAAGUUUUUCUUGUAGGUAGAGAGAAAGACCUCCACUCAGUUUCUGAGUUGGCUAUUGAGUUAUCUUGAGAUUGUGUAGGACGUGAGGUUACAUUCCUAUGCAGCCCAAACUGGAAAAAAAGUGUGAAAUAUAAUCAAAAAUCCCCCCCCUCUUUUUAUUUUUAAAAAGACCAACUAUUUUUCAAAUCUCAUUUGUUAAUCCAGUCAUCUUCAUUUAACUAAUAAUAAUAUGCUGCAAAUGAUGCUUAAAAACUGAAGAAAUUAACAGUUUAUAAAUCAUACCCAACCAGAAAAGAAAGUAAUACUGUGAAAUAUAGUAGCCCAAACUCUUGCUGGAAAACACAAAUUUUGUGUGAUUAUCUCUUGACACUAUAAUGUUUAUAUAUGCAUAAACAUUAGUUUAUAUAUGUCAAGUUUCCAGUGUACAUAUAUAAAACAAUGUUUAUGUGUAUAUAAUUGCAUAUAACGGUUAAUGUUCAUUGCUGUAUCAUUUCUUAAAAGAUUUGACCAAAACGUUAGAAUCCCUCAAAUGCACAAUGCACAAUGCAGCAUACAUUUUAUUAUUACUGUAUUUAAUGUUGGCAGUAUCUUAUUAUAUGUUACAUGAAUAUAACAUUACAUAUAUAAGUUAAACACAUGACAAUGCAUAAUAUUACAAUGUUUUAAAUGCAGAUAUGGGGUCACUCUUACUUACUAGAAACAAUUAAAAAAAGUGUUAUAUGAUAUUCAGAUUUUCUACGUUUUAAAAAGUGUUAUGCAAUAUGUAACUUUUUUUUUUUUAUUUGUGUAAGUAAAACAGCAUACUAUGGCUAUCUACCUGAGGGAAGGGAUACCUCACUACUUUUUUUAUGCAAAUUAUUAACAACGCAUAUGAUUUGUUUUAUGUAGAAUGUGUACAUUUUUUUAUGAUCAGAUGUGUAAAUUGUUGUUUUUAAGCCAAUAUUGGAAUUGUAUUGGAAUAUUUAUUCCUGAUAGCAUUUUCACAUAUGUUUAUAUUAAUAAUUUUAUUAUUUGAAAUUACCUGUUACUUUUUAGUAAAAUUUUAUAUGUGUGAAAUCUGUAUAUGCCUUUCAUGCCGGUGUAUAGGAUGGUGCUCAAAUUUUCAUCAAUAAAAUGUAUAUUUUUCUUUAUAAAUAUUUGUACAGUGAAAUAUAUUGUAAAAAAAAUGCUACUGAACCUUUUAUUGCUCAAUACUUGUUUAAACAAAAGUUUUGGUCCAUUUUUGGUAUUUAACUGUGCCAAACUUAUGAAAAAAAUAAGGGGAAAAACUGUCUUCCGUUUGAUGAUGAGCAGUUUGGAGUAUACUUAACCCAUUUAUUAAAAAUGUGCUGUAGAUUUGUACAAAAGUGUUGUUUGUACAGAGAGAUGAAAUUUUACUCUAUUGUAUUUAUUAUCUACUACUUAAUAUUUGAUAUGGUAUGUGAGGUUGUAAUAUGGAUAACUUUUAUGUUAAUAAAUCACUAUUUAAUAUGGGUAAAGUAAACUUCAACUGGUCAAAUUAUCCUCUACCGUCCUUAAUUUAUACAGUACAUUUUCAUAUCAAAAGUAGCAUUUCUAAAUUACGUUUUGUCCCAAGAUAUAAUUUUGAAAGAUGCAAAAAUCAGUCGUACUUCCUUCUUCAAACUGCAGAAACAAACAUUUUUAAAAUUCAUAAAAGAAUUAUUUUGCAUGAAGGUAGAGUUGGAUAUCCCUUAUAUAUAUAAAUACACACACACACACACAUUGAGGGAAUGGAUUUCUGAUUUUAAAUAUUAGAAAGAAAAAUAAAUUUUUAAUGAAUACACUGAAUACUGACCAAACCAUGCAUGUAUUAAAAAAAAUACUGCGUUAAUAUAAUAGCUAAAGAGAUCAUCUGUCUCAUCAGCAGCAAUUUCUGUUGAUAUAAAUCAUUAGGUAAUUUUUAUAUAAAAAAGCUUUCGCAAGCAUACGUGAUUGCUAGAUACUUUUAAAUCUUGUAGAUAAGAAGACACAUAGUAUAUAGGAAAAUUUCAAACGCUGUUAAUCCAUUUAAUUAAGUACAUUGCUAAGGUAUUUUGCAGGUGAAAUGCUGCAGUCAGUAAUUGAACAAAACCCAUUAAAAAUGCACAAUAAAAGCUCGACUAUCUGGAAAGCUUGGGAAAUCCUGAAUUCUGAAUAUGAAUGGGAAUGAAUUCCGAAGUUGAGGAGACCAAAAAAAUGGAAUUCACAUUAGAAAAGUCAAAUCAAUGGGGAAAAUUUCCAUUCGAAAAUUAUAAAAACAGUCCUCUUAUUUGUUACCAGCUUGAAUAACGAAAAGCUACAUUUAAAAUUAUAUAAAGAUUUUUAGAUAGAAAAGCCAGUGUAUUUCAUAGGCCUUAAAGAUGAAAGUAAACAUUUGAUCUGAUUAUUAAAUCCCAUCGAACACAAAAGUUGGUGGAGAUGUCACCAUUUAUUCUGACAGAAGUUGAAAUGAACAAUAUUUAAUUAGAUAAUAAAAAUGUAUAAAUUACAGAUAUAAUGUAUUAAAAACUCGAAUCAUUUAUCUAAAUUUUUCACAUUAUAUUGCAUUGUUUGUCUGUUAUCAAAGUGGCAUAUCAUAGCUUUCUUUUAUGCCCAAAUGAAAUAACUUUGAAAAUGCUGUAUGUCAUGAAGUCCCAGAUAUUAAUAUUUUUUACAAAAUGCAAGAACAAAAUUGAACUGGCUUAUCGAGAAUUAAUGGAAUUUACAUUAAACCCAAAUGAAUGACAUCGUUAUCGUUAGUUGGAUGCCGGAUAGUCGGGAUUUUAUUGUAUUGGCAUUUUAAAACUAUAUCUGGCAUAUGUGAAAAAAUAAGAUUAAUACAUUAAAUAUGACUACCACUGGUACACAAUUUUUUCAUAUUAUUUUUUUAAAUUUAUUCAUUAAAAUUCUUUAAUAUGAUGUGUUUUGAUCCAGAAAUCAGUCACAAAAUAAAUCUUCAGAAGGAACCUUUCUAAAAAUAACCUCUAAUAAUUUUUAAGCAAUUUUGGUCUUGCCUUUAAAAAUAUAAAUGUAAGUGAUGUUUAGUAUUGUUAUUUAAUUCUCAAACGUACCAGUCAUUUUCAAGAGUAAUCAUCUUGAUAUGGUCUAAUGUAUUUACUGAAAUUGUACCUUUAAUAAAAUAGGUUUAUUUAAUAACUUUCAUUCAUGAUGCCUUUGCUGUUUGGGAAUGACUUCAGUCAGAGAUUGGUAUCAUUACGUUUGAAGAAUAUUGUAUAAGGGGUAUUCAACUGAAUUUAUUCUAAGCGUUUAGUUUGCUAAAAUAAUCUCUUGGUGAUGUUUUUAUAAUAUUUUAAUUGCUAAAAUGAAAGUAUUUCAGUGUUUUAAUUGAAACAAGUCUCCUGGCAGUGAAAAAUCAUUUAUACUUCAGCCACCUCCCAGCCAAUCUGUUCAGUUUUAUUUAUAAUUAUUGGUCAUGUUUUGAAUUGUUGAAGAAUGUCUUUUAGUGUAUGUUGUGCUGAAGUCCAGAACUGUGCCUUUUGUUUCUAUACAAGAAUUAGCAGUUUCAUAACAAAGCUGCAGUUUAUGAGGGAAUUUUUUUAUAUCACACAUAGCUUUUAUUUGAAUUAAAUGAUGGAGGGUAAUUAUAUAGAACAUUAAAAACUGAAGAGACUUCUGUUUGA
Messenger RNA from Stegodyphus dumicola, 8714 nucleotides. RefSeq names its product carboxy-terminal domain RNA polymerase II polypeptide A small phosphatase 1-like. The record is from RefSeq and is a predicted model, not a curated record. Gene Ontology annotation, molecular function: RNA polymerase II CTD heptapeptide repeat phosphatase activity. NCBI's taxonomy places the organism in Eukaryota, Metazoa, Arthropoda, Arachnida, Araneae, Eresidae.